GCGUUCUUGCGUAGCUUAGUCUUCUUAAAUCAGAAAUCUUAAUCAUCCAUUCUUCUGUCACAUACUACGGUCGAGGGGGUAAAAUGGUAAUGAUUGUUGGCAUUUUUGUAAUAUCUGGUAAAAUGUUCCUACACCAGCAGGUUCCCGGAAAGUAAGAAAGACAGACAUUGAACAUGCCUGUCACCGACCUUUGAACGCCUACGUGUGAGCGCCGCUCAUGCCAACUCUGAGGUUAAGCGGCGCGCAUCCGGCUCCGCGCAUCGUCUGUCCUCAUUUCAAAGAAGUAUCACAGGGAACUGUUUGGGGAAGGAAGGUCCUUUUCUGUUCCAGCAUGACUGUGCAUCAGUGCACAAAGCAAGGUCCAUAAAGACAUGGUUGGGUGCAGUGUGGGUAAGGAGCUGAGUUUGCCAUGACUGCUCUUCUGAUGGACCAGGGGAAGACUUCUUCAGACAGGUUGGCUGUUCCCAGUCUAGGGAACACUUUCAGAAUUCCCAAGAGGAAGUUUCCUGCCAGUGGCACUGGCGUACAGAUGCAGUCUCCACUUUCCCGCCUCCCGGAGUCCAGCAGCCUCAAGGUGCAGUGGGGCCGGUUGUCUCAGGACCGCAGGAGGUCGAGGGGACUGGGUCAGCUGGAUGGUACCAGAUCCUCAGACAUCAGCCAGAUGUCUAACGGCAGCAGAACGGACAGGGUAGCACUUUUGGGUGUCCUGAAGGUGGCCCCCCCACAGGAAAUGCAUAGCGAGGCUGUAAGGAUACAUGUGAGCAGCUUGCAGAAUGAUCCUGUGACCCAGCACAAGGGGGCGGCACCCCAGACCUGUUCAGAUACCUGGGUGCACAGGUCGGCACGCCGGCCCCUCCCUCCCCGUCCUCAGUCUUCUCCGCUGAAAAGGUUCCGGCCCAAAAGGGCAUCAGACACCUUGUGCCAUGAUGAGAACCUGCAGGGGGCUCCCUCCUCGCCCAAGGGGAGGAGAAGCAACGUGGGACUGAGAGGUUCUCUCCAGCUGGAACAGGAACGAGAAGUGGGAGAGAAGACGAUAUUAGAACACACUGGCUCAUCGCCUGGAGAAUCGAAGAGAUUCUUUCGUUCUGAUGAAAUCAAGGAGGAAGAGAGAGAGAGAAGGGCUAUUUUGGGGCCCAAGAUGAAAGUAGAGGACACGGGGGUCACAGUGGAGUCUUCGAACCCCACUGGGCUGCCCAGGUCAAGUGCCCCACACCACCCCAGCCGGACGAGGGGCGAAGAGUCUGUCGAUAAGCAGGUGUCCCUGGCAGCACCUGCAGGCUCGGUGGAAGGCGGCGAAGUGGCCUUGCUGCUGCGAAAGGACCCAAAGCGUGUGAGCAGUGCCUCCCAGAGACGUAGGCUUCAGCUGGAGAAGGUGUUCCCUCCCAUCCGACAUAGAAAACCUUCACUGAGGCCCACUGAGCCAAUUGUGCUGUCCAGCGACGAGGAGGAGGUGGAGAAAGAUGGGCGGAGUCAUCACCUUCGGAUCUCGCGCAGUCGGAGUGCGCCGGAAUCCAAGGACGAGCUCGCUACUGAGAAGGGCGCGGGGGCACAGACUGAGAAGAGGGACAUGCAUCCGGCUGAGUCCAGGACAUCAGCUUCAGGUCUGAGAGCAGGAAGGCCGGCGGGAAGCACCGAAAACUGCAGUGAGGAGUCUUCACUGGUGGAGCUGCAGUUCUUGACUCUGCAUGCAGGGGGAGCAGUGGUUGAGGCUAACGGAAACAUCAUGGUCACAGCAGACUGCCUAAUUGUAACUGUGAAAGAUCCCUCGGGUGAGGCAGUGGUAUCGCUGGCUCUGGUGCCCUCCGAGCUACGUGGGUAUUGUACGUGGGCUGGGCAGCCCAGUGCCCUCCUCCUCUUCCUGUGGGUGUCCGAUGCGCAGGCGAGGCUCGUCCAGCAGGAGCUGUCGGUGGUGAGGCCCGUUGGGCAGCCAGAGCAAGCCUGUCCAUUUUUGCUCCUGACGCUGAAGGAGUCUGCCGACGGCCUGCAGGGGGCUCUGUUGGCCUCUCUGUUGGACGUGAUGGGCCAGCGUUGUGCGAAGCUGACUGUGAGGCUCGCUCUCUCCCGGGAUCGGGCCACUGCCCUGGUGCGGAGCUCUCCCUGGGUGAAAACGCUGCUCCCUCUCCUGGAAAGCAAGCCCUCCCCUGCGUUAGAACAGGACCAGCUUGAGUUAACUUCGUGGUGUCCUCAGCUUGGGAGUCUGACCCGGCGCAGCCUAAGGCGGGCGGGCACAUCCGCGAGCCAAGAACUCAGCGCAUCGCGCAGGUUGAUUCAAUAUCCCCCACCUCCGUCCAAAGGGGGAAUCACUGUAAGGAUGGAAGACCUGGACUGUUUGAACAGCGGCGAGUUCCUGAAUGACGUUGUCAUUGAUUUCUACCUGAAGUACCUGAUACUGGAGAAGGCUCCCAAGGAGAUGGCCGAGCGAUCACACAUCUUCAGCAGCUUCUUCUACAAACAGCUGACACGGCGAGGCGGUGCUGGAGAGGGGGGGGCCGGUGUCUCGCCUAAACGCAGACGACACCACAGGGUGAGAACCUGGACCCGUAAUGUGGACAUUUUUAAUAAGGACUUCCUGUUUUUGCCUGUCAAUCAAGAGGCCCACUGGUAUCUGGUGGUGAUCUGCUUCCCUUGGCUGGAAAGCCCCGUGCGUGAGGAUCGGGGAAUCCAAUCCGCCCACGGGAACAGCGGCGUGGAGAAGAGAAGGAGCUUCCAGGCGGCGGGCCCGGCCAUCGAUGAUGGAAAGGAGACCACCGAGUCCAACUCUGCCUCUGCUGACGUCAGACGGGGGGGAGAGAUGUAUAAAGGUGGCCCGGAGGCAGAUCCACGCGUGGCACGGGGGACACCCAGCAGUCUGCCGGUAAUGAAGGACCCCGUCAUUUCCCACCAUGAAUGUACACAACUGGGGUGUCAAAGGAAAACAGUCUGCAAGAGGCCCUGCAUCCUGGUCAUGGACUCCCUGAAGCUGUCCCGGCACGAGCAGAUCUUCACACUCUUACGAGAGUACCUGGAGGUGGAGUGGGAGGUGCGGCGAGGGACUCCUCGUGGCUUCACUGCAGAGCAGGUGGUCGGGUCUCACUGCAGGGUCCCCCUGCAGGACAACAGCAGCGACUGCGGGCUCUACCUGCUGCAGUAUGCUGAGAGCUUCCUGCAGAACCCUGUGGUGCACUUCGACUUACCAGUACACCUGGAGCACUGGUUUCCACGGCAGCGGGUGCGUAUGAAGCGGCACCAGAUUCGCGAGCUGGUGGUUCAGCUGUACAGGAAGCAAGGGGGCGGGACUUGAGCAGUACGGGAGGCAUGUCUUAGGAUUUACUCUCACCUGCCGAUUCGUACCGGGCCCAAGCACAUGUUUCUGACCAUUAAAGUCCAGUUUUUUUGGAUAAAAAUACUAAAAUCAAACGUCCUUUUUUUUAAUGCAAAGUGCAUCCGUCCAUGUAAAGCACUUUUUAUAUAUGUGAUAAUGCCACUUAUUUAACGCCUGUAUAUAGUUAGUCAUUGUUUAUACAUGAAGGAUGAUUUAUUUAUAUAUCACACUUUUGUAUUCAACGUACUGUGGUGCUAAGAUUUCCUGGAAAUUUCACAGAAAAUGUCCUUAAUGCUGAUGUAAGCUUCUACAAAAGGACAGACUGGACUUAUUUUCUGAGAUAUUUUAAAGAAUAUUUAUGUUCUCUUUUAAGCUUCAGAUUAUGGUUUUCUGCCUUGGUUUGAGAAUAAACAUUUGGAUGACCAAA
Molecule: messenger RNA, 3728 nt
Organism: Brienomyrus brachyistius
Lineage: Eukaryota; Metazoa; Chordata; Actinopteri; Osteoglossiformes; Mormyridae
Product: sentrin-specific protease 7-like
Exons: 24
Coding region: 410-3280 (956 amino acids)
Biological process (GO): protein desumoylation
Cellular component (GO): nucleus; cytoplasm
Molecular function (GO): SUMO-specific endopeptidase activity
Source: RefSeq, a predicted model, not a curated record